GCUGCGGGCGCGGCGGGGCCGAGGCUGCCUGGCGGCCCGACGCCUUCCCGGCAGUUUCAGGAAGCACUAAAGAUGGCUGAAUUCCUAGAUGACCAGAAUACUAGACUGUGUGACAACUGCAAAAAAGAAAUUCCUGUGUUUAACUUUACUAUCCAUGAGAUCCACUGUCAAAGGAACAUUGGUAUGUGUCCUGUCUGCAAGGAACCAUUUCCCAAGUCUGAUAUGGAGGUUCACAUGGCUACAGAACAUUGUCAGGUGACCUGCAAAUGUAAUAUGAAGUUGGAGAAGAGGCAGUUACAGAACCAUGAGGAGACUGAGUGCCCUCUGCGUCCUGCUCUUUGCCAGCACUGCGACUUGGAGCUUUCUGUUCUCAAACUGAAGGACCAUGAAGAUUACUGUGGGGCCCGGACAGAGUUGUGUGGCAGUUGUGGGCGCAAUGUCAUGGUGAAAGAUUUGAAGACUCACCCUGAAGUUUGUGGGAGAGACCGGCAGGAAAAGAGAGAAGAGGUCGCCACAUCUCCUGAUGCCUACGAUGAGUCUUGGGGUCAAGAUGGAAUCUGGAUUGCAUCCCAGCUCCUCAGACAGAUUGAGGCUCUAGACCCGCCCAUGAGGCUACCCCGAAGGCCUCUGAGAGCCCUUGAAUCAGACCUUUCCCACAGUAGGACUACCAAUCAAAGGAAUAUGACAACACAGUUUCCAAUUCAGAAUAAUCUGUUGGAAGAACAAGAAAGGCAGGAAAGGAAUCGCAGCCGACAGCCCCCUAAAGUGGGUGGUGAAGACAGUGCAAACUUGGACUUCAUGUUGGCCUUAAGUCUGCAAAAUGAAGGCCAGGCCCCCAGUGUGGCAGAGCAGGACUUCUGGAGGGCCGUAUGUGAGGCGGACCAGUCUCGUGAUCACCUCCAUGCCCUGACCAACACAAAGGGUGGCGCUGACGAGACCAUGCUGCCUUGUGAAUUCUGUGAGGAGCUCUACCCAGAGGAACUGCUGAUUGACCAUCAGACAAGCUGUAACCCUUCAUGUGCCUUACCUUCACUCAAUAUGGGCAGCUCUUCCCCCAAAAGGGUAGAGGAUCCUGAUGUCAUCUUCCAGAAGUUUGUGCAGCAAGCUGCCAGUAACCAGUUAGACUCUUUGAUGGGCCUGAGCAAGUCAUCCCCAGUGGAAGACAGCAUCAUCAUCCCAUGUGAAUUCUGCGGUGUACAGUUGGAAGAGGAGGUGCUAUUCCAUCAUCAGGACCAGUGUGACCAGCGCCCACCCACAGCAAACAACCACGUGAUGGAAGGAAUUCCUAGACAGGAGUCUCAGACUCGAGGGACUUCACCAGAGCUGCCCAAGAGGCGUAUCAGACACCAGGGAGACCUGUCUUCUGGUUACAUGGAUGAUAUCAAGCAGGAAAUGGCCAAAGGGUCCACCUACCCACUGCCCCUCAGCAGGCCCAUUAGCAAUAUGACAGCUGCCUGUAACCGACUGUCAACACCCACAUCAGGCUCCAAACUUGGGGGCCAGCCCAGUCCUCCUCGCAUACUAAAGCUCAACAACCUGGACAGCCAGGACCUCCGGGGACGGAAUCGAAAUAGCCAUAAUGGGGCUGUGGCCGCUGGGCAUGUUCCAGUGAUUCACCCUGGUCGAAAUCUCUACCCGGAAAACCUCAUGCCCUCUUUUGCGCGGGCGCCUGCAGGAAGAUACGGACCAAGUGGUAGGAGUGAAGGUGGCAGGAACUCCCGGGUCAGCCCCACAGCUGCCAACUACCACAGAAGCGCAAAGGCUAAGACGCCCAAGCAGCAGGGCGCCGGAGAUGCGGAAGAGGAGGAGGAGGAGGAAGAGUAAUGGCAUCUGCGGAGCCCCUGCACGCUGGUUCCUGCCUGCCCUGCACAGCAGCGCUUGCCACGGUGCCGGCCCCACCUCUCGGGCCUUUGGGCAGGGGAGAUUUUAUGGAUUUUAACUUUUUCUAGGUUAUGGCCAUUUUGUGUCUUUUGAGAUUGUGCUGUGGAAGUUUGGGGAUUUGAGGGAGGGUUCACAGCCCGUUGAAUGUUACAGCUUUAGUGACUGUCUUUCGGCAGCAGAGAAUUCAAGGGAAGGCCUGUGGUCACCAGGACAUAAUCUUACUGUCACCACUGCUUCUUGGUGCUUUUUGUGGGCCUGGUGGAAGGAGAAAAAGGUUCUGGAAACCUAGUACCCACCAGUGAAAUGAUCUUUUCCCUGCAGGGGCCUAAAUUUGGGAACUUUUCAGUAACCUCUCCCGCCCCUCCCGGGCUUGAAUGUGGAGGAGCUCUGGUCAAGUGUUCAGGCCAGUCGCAAAAUAUAGUAGGAACAAGGCUUUUGGCGAUGAGUUGAGCUAGAGGUGAGUGGACACGGGGCUUUGUUUUAAUCUGCUUCUUUGGCAUUUGGCAUCACUGCCUUGUUUCUGGGGGAGCGUGGCUCCUUUGUCUUCACUGCCUUCUGCUGGAGAAGACUGGAGGCUCCCGGGCCCUGCCAGGGCCAUGCUGGGCUCGGACCUGAUCAGGACUGAGGUCUAAACUUCAUGGUUUGCUCUGAAAACCAAGUGUCAGCCCCCUUCUCCACUUUUAUUUUCCUAUUAUAAUUAUUAAUAAUCCUUGUAAUAGAAAUAAAAUUUGUACUUGGAGUUCGCUGUGUCUUGUGAUUCCAUCUGUGAGCU
Messenger RNA from Talpa occidentalis (Iberian mole), 2653 nucleotides. RefSeq names its product TRAF-type zinc finger domain containing 1 (gene TRAFD1). Gene Ontology annotation, molecular function: zinc ion binding. The record is from RefSeq and is a predicted model, not a curated record. The transcript is spliced from 12 exons. Lineage: Eukaryota; Metazoa; Chordata; Mammalia; Eulipotyphla; Talpidae. Bases 73 to 1824 code for a protein of 583 amino acids.